Molecule: messenger RNA, 897 nt
Organism: Paramecium tetraurelia
Lineage: Eukaryota; Ciliophora; Oligohymenophorea; Peniculida; Parameciidae
Exons: 4
Molecular function (GO): zinc ion binding; nucleic acid binding
Source: RefSeq, a predicted model, not a curated record
AUGUCUAUUUGGCAAGAGAAAUGCGCUCUGGAUUUUCACAUCUAAUAAUAAAUAAAAUUAGAUGCAUUAGAAGAACUAUAGUAGGAAUACAAAAACUAUGAAAGACGAAUUUCAAAAUAAAAUUAAAAAUAUGAUUAAAGAAAGAGAUAUAAAAAUAAGAAAAAGAAACAUCGUAGUAGCAGUAGUAGUAGUAGUAGUAGUAGUUCAUCAUCUAGCAGUCCAAGAUUUUAGUCAAUUACCAGUUCAAGUGAAUCUGAUAGUUUACUUUCUUUACCUUCUGAUUCUAAAUAAAAAAAAAAACAUGAAAAAUUUUAGACUAAAAUUUUAGAUUUUGUUUUUGAUAUUAAUCCUCCUAGAAGAGAUUAUUUAAUAGAAUAUGAAUUGAAUGGAUAGAAAAAAAUGACUUCAAUGAAAAAUUUAAAUGAAAAAAUAUCUAAACUAAAUAUCUAGUCAAAAUAGAUAUAAAAUGAUGAGGAGAAAAAUGAAACCAACGAUGACAACUUGAAAUAGGAUUUAAAGGAUCAAUUGGAACUUGGAGUGAAUCGAUAUUAUCAAUAUAACCCAUUUGAAUACUGCUUUAGAUGCAAGUAAUCAGGACAUCAGGAAAGAUAAUGCACUGAAUAAUAAACCAUACAAUGCAAUUAUUGUUUAAGUCAAAAACAUGUUGGAGAUAUUUGUUCUAAUGUUUCUUGUUUUAGAUGUAAUUAAAUUGGACACAGAAAAAAUGAUUGCAGGACAUAAUUAAAAUUGCAAUAAUGCAUAAACUGCGGUAAGAAUAGUCAUAAAGAGUCAGAAUGCGGGAUGUUAACUCAACAAAUACACAAAUUAAAGGAUUAGAUCGAAUGCUUCGUUUGUAGAUUGUAUGGCCACAUAAAUUGCUAAAAUAACAUUAUCUGA